Mytilus californianus (California mussel) is the source of this 3093-nucleotide messenger RNA. RefSeq names its product store-operated calcium entry-associated regulatory factor-like. The transcript is spliced from 8 exons. Gene Ontology annotation, biological process: regulation of store-operated calcium entry. The coding region runs from base 153 to 1202 and encodes 349 amino acids. Gene Ontology annotation, cellular component: endoplasmic reticulum membrane. NCBI's taxonomy places the organism in Eukaryota, Metazoa, Mollusca, Bivalvia, Mytilida, Mytilidae. The record is from RefSeq and is a predicted model, not a curated record.
AAUUUAGUCAUACCGGAAGCUUACAUGUACACGUCAACCGAUAAGUAAUAAUAAAAACAAAACGAAGCUCAGGUGAUUAGAGAAUACAGAUUUUUUUCGACCAACAACACGUUGUUUAGAAAGUGUCAUUGACAACUACUGUUCAGGAAAAAAUGAAGAUUGUUUUGUUGUAUGGAUUGAUUUUUUUACUGUCCUCAUCAACAGUUUUUGGAGCUUUUGGAGGACAUGACAAAUACAAUGAUAGAAUGCUACUAUCUGAAGUCUCAGCAUUAACACUUUAUCAUGGUAGAAUGACAAAUGCUAGAAGGUCAUCCCCUGUUCCUCAGUUAAAAUGUGUUGGAGGUACUGCUGGUUGUCAAGCAUUUGUUCCACAAGUGGUACAGUGUUAUAAUAGAGGAGGUGAUGGCUAUGAUGUACAGUGGGAAUGUAAGACAGAUAUGGAUAAUGCCUACAGAUUUGGGAAGGUUGAGGUUGUAUGUGAAGGCUUUGAUCAUCCAGAUGACCCAUACAUACUCAGAGGCUCAUGUGGGUUGGAAUACACAUUAGAUUUGACAAUGGAAGGACACAUGCAUAAAAAACAGAAAAACCAUGACUAUUAUGGUUCUCAGCACAGUAGUCAUCAUGAUAAUUACCACCAAAGACAUCAACAAGGAACUUUUGGAAAGCAAUUCUCCUCCAUAUGUAGUGAUAUUAUAAUUCUGUGCAUUGUUGGAAUCAUAAUCUAUGCCAUAUACAGGACUUGUAUAGCUGAUAGAUCACAUGGCCAGUCAGGUGACCCAUCAUUCAGAUCACAUGACAGAGGAUCCAGACCUCCACCUCCAGGUUUUAGACAAGACUACAUGCCAAACAAUGGGGAUUCUUGUUCUGGUACUUACACUGGGAACACACAAGGCACACACCAACAACAACAGCCACAAGGAGGUGGAUUCUGGACAGGAGCAUUUACAGGUGGCAUGCUGGGAUAUCUGAUGGGCAACAACAGAAAUUCUUAUGGCAGCCAUACAUAUGCCUCACCAUACAACCAGCCAUACACAAACUACAACAGACCAGGGUGGGGCAGUUGGUUUGGUGGUGGAAGAACUGGAUAUGGUGCUGGAGGAGGUGGUUGGGGUGGUGGUGGAGGAGGUUUGGGAGGUGGAAGUACCAGCUCCAGUAGUGGAACACGCACUGCCUCAGGUUUUGGAGGAACAAGGAGGAGAUAAAUAUAUGUUGUGACAGUUGUUGGUGAUUGUGAUCAGUGGAAUGUGUGUGGCAAACUGAGAUAUUGAUAAUUGUGAUAAAUGUAUGAAAUAACUUGUGAUAUUUAAGAGUGUUGUUUAUGAAUUCUAUAAACUGAAGCUUUAUAAUGUUGUCUACAUGUCUACCAUAGCCAUCAGCAUGAAUUGUGCAACUGAUUUUCAGACAUCUUCUUGUUUGUCAUUGAUGUCUCUAUUCUUUGAUGAGGGGACAUGGUAAUGUGGUAUGGUGUUUUAUCACACAAUUUUAUGGAAAAUAUUUGAUAAUAACAAACAUACCAUCUUUAAUAUUAAGAUUGUUUGCAAAAUAUGAAUUUCAAGAUGACUUUGGGUUCAGAUUGACUUGAAUGAGGUGAUGUGACACAUCGGAUUAAAGAUGUUUACUUGUAAAAUAUCAUUCUCAUCAAUGACGGAAAGUUUUCAUACUUAUACUGUUAAAUUAUCACUUAUAACAGUAAUUUAUCUGUGAUAAAGACAAAUUUUUACAAAUUUCUAAUUACAGGUAGAAUUUUAUAACAGGUCAUAUUUAUUUGUUAGUGUUGAUGUUUAUUUAAAAUGUUCCAAAGGAUGAGAUAUGAUUGAAACGAUUUUUAGGUUCCUUAAUCACAAAAUUCUUGAACUCAUACUUUUGAAGUGGUAUUUCCAACAGAAAAUCUGGUUAUAAAUUUGGGGUAUUACAAAAGUCAGGCAGGCAGGGGACUCAAGCUAUUUCUGUGCAAUAACUACAGCCUUGUUUGACCAAUGUUUUUUUUAAAUUUCAAUAUGUUGAAACUGAUGACAAAAAGGGAGGUCAAGUUCAAUACAGAUUUAUUUCACUUACUGUUAAGUGUUUGAUUUGGAAAUUGCAUUCUAUAUCAAUACCAUGUCAUAAAUUGAGAAUUCUUGAUCCAAUUCUUUUUAAAAAUUCAAUAUGUUGUUUCUCAUGACAAAAUGGAGGCCAAGAUUGGUUUAUAAAUAUUUUCACUUUUGCAGUUUAAGUCUGUUCCAAUUUUAUCUAGUGGAGAGUUGUGAGACACUCAAAUCAAUUAAAUAUGGGUGGCUUCAUUUUCUUAAGAAUUUUGUAAGAAUUAAAAUAAUUUUUUUUAAAUUAAUUUUAUGGGUGGUUGGGGUCUCAAAAAAAGUGCCUCCCAUGCAUUUAAUUUUGGAACAGCCCUUUAUUCCUCUAUAACAAUGGUACUUAAGAAUGUAAGAACAACCCUGUUUGUUUUCAGCCUCUUGUUUAUUAAAUUAACUACAUUUGAGGACCAAGCAAGUAUGUUCUGUAGAAUUCCAUUAUAUUGUUAUCAAUGUCUGUAAACUGAUGUCUUGCGGUGACUCACUGGUACUUGAUUUCCGGCAUUGAAAUUGUGGGGCUCGACAAUGUGCUGAUAAUCACACAGUAUUGUAAUAUUCUACAUAAAUGGAUAGAGUAGCUUUUUUAUGUUUUGGAAUGUUAUUUAGUUAUUGAGUUUUGGGAUAUAGAUAUACCAGAUUUUUAUUGAUCAAAACACUCUAUACCAUUUAAAGAUAAACAUUUACUCAAAGCAUCAGAAAUAUCAUAAAAUAAUACCAGAAAAGGAACUGUGGAUUUUGUUACAUAAAAUGAAGUGAUGAUUUUGUUUUGAUGUUGUAUCUGUCAUAGUCGCCAGAGGACAUGUAUACAAUGAAUAAGAAAUUUAGUUAUUUAUGCAGAAAAGAAUUGUGUAAACCUUAAAUCUUGAUAUAUCAUUAAUUUUUCAACAGCAUAGUUAACCUCUGAUAUAUCAUUAAUUUUUGAACAACAUUGUUAACCUCUGUAAAAUAGCUUUUUUUCUUUUUUCUGAUACACUUGUUAUCUUGUGCAAUUUUCUGUUUAAUACAAUAAAUAUUUAUUUAUUUU